AUGUAUUUCAUAAACCAGGAUGAUAUAGAACGAUUUAGAGAUGUUGGUGCUUUAGAAGAUAAUGUGGGAUCCUUUCUAUCAAAUGACAGACGAGAUGGUGUAAAUCUCUAUGGGGCUAUAAAACAAAGUCCAACUGAGCAACAAAAAGAAUCUUCAAAAUGUUUCACCUUUGCUGAAUUUGGUUGUAUAAGAACAAGGAACACAGUUACUUGCUGUCACUUUUCUUCGGAUGGAAAGUUGCUAGCCAGUUUCGGGGAUGACAAUAAGGUUAUUCUGUGGAAUAUGGACACUUUAGGGACAUAG
Molecule: messenger RNA, 303 nt
Organism: Lathyrus sativus (Indian pea)
Lineage: Eukaryota; Viridiplantae; Streptophyta; Magnoliopsida; Fabales; Fabaceae
Source: the annotation of a GenBank genome assembly